Molecule: messenger RNA, 483 nt
Organism: Sphenostylis stenocarpa
Lineage: Eukaryota; Viridiplantae; Streptophyta; Magnoliopsida; Fabales; Fabaceae
Source: the annotation of a GenBank genome assembly
AUGGAUCGGGAAGGAGGAUCCAACGGCGGAUCUUGCUACUACUCCGUUCUCGGGAUUCGUAGGGACGCCUCCUUCUCUGAUAUUCGCACUGCCUACCGUAAACUCGCUAUGAGGUGGCACCCGGACAAGUGGGCUCGGAAUCCCGCAAUCGCCGGAGAAGCCAAGCGCCGGUUUCAACAAAUCCAAGAAGCCUACUCAGUUCUUUCCGAUCAGUCUAAAAGGUCAAUGUACGAUGUGGGGCUCUACGACCCUUUGGAGGAAGAAGACCAAGAGUUUUGUGAUUUCAUGCAGGAGAUGAUAUCGAUGAUGAACAAUGUGAAAGACGAGGGGGACAGUAUGGAGGACCUACAGAGGAUGUUCGUGGAGAUGGUGGGGGGUGAUGGGAUCGGCAUUGACUUGAACCAGGAUCAGACGGCUGGGAAGCGAGGACGAGUUAAUGGAUCAAGGGGUACUGCGGCCAAGCGCAACAACUCUCGCACUUAG